Condylostylus longicornis is the source of this 1657-nucleotide messenger RNA. RefSeq names its product leucine-rich repeats and immunoglobulin-like domains protein 1. The transcript is spliced from 4 exons. Gene Ontology annotation, molecular function: protein binding. NCBI's taxonomy places the organism in Eukaryota, Metazoa, Arthropoda, Insecta, Diptera, Dolichopodidae. The record is from RefSeq and is a predicted model, not a curated record. Gene Ontology annotation, cellular component: plasma membrane. The annotation marks the transcript as partial.
AAAUUUCCAAAUUUAAUAACAUUAGAAAUAUCCGAUUGUCAAUUAAAUGAUAUUGAAGAUUUUGCAUUAAAUGGUUUAAAAUAUUUAAAAUAUUUAAAUUUAGCACGUAAUAAUUUAACUGGUUUAAAAUCAUGGUCAGUAAUUGAUUUAACAUCAUUAAUAUCAUUAGAUAUAAGACGUAAUCAAAUAUAUGAAAUAAAUUCAAAAAAUUUUCAACGUUAUCCAAAUUUACAAAAAUUAAAUUUUGCUGUUAAUUAUAUAAAACAAAUACCAGCUGAAACAUUUCGUCCACUUAUGAAUCAUUUAAAAUAUUUAAAUAUUGGUAAAAAUUUAUUAAAACGUAUAACAAUACAAACAUUUCAUGGUUUAAUUAAAUUAAGUAAUUUAGCAUUACAUUAUAAUCAAAUUGAGCAUAUUGAUGAAAUGGCAUUCGAAACGAAUACCCAUUUAAAAACAUUACGUUUAGAGGGUAAUCGUAUAACAACAUUAAAUUUUAUGCAUAUAUUAAGUUUAGCUAGAUUAGUACAUUUUAAUAUUAGUUAUAAUAAUGUUGAAAGUUUAGAACAAUUUUCAUUUGCUAAAGAUUUUGAAUUAAAAGAUUUAGAUAUUAGUUAUAAUAAAAUAACUGAAUUAAAUGAAAAUACAUUAAGUGGAUUACAUUCAUUGGAGAUGUUGAAUGCGAGUCACAAUCAAAUUAUCGAAAUCAAUUCAAAAAGUUUUAAUGAAUUGACAAGCUUAACACAUUUGGAUUUUUCAUCAAAUUUUUUAGAUAAUUUAGAUGAAACUUCAUUUAAUUAUACAUUACAAUUAGAAUAUUUGAAUGUAUCAGGAAAUAAUUUAGAUGAAUUUAAUAUAACAAUAUUUAAUAAUUUGAAAAAUUUAAAAAUUUUAGAUUUAUCAUUAAAUAAUUUUUAUCAAGAUAAUUUUCUUACUAAUAUACAAUCAAAUUUAGAAUAUUUAGAUUUAAGUGGUAAUGAAUAUAAAACAUUAAAUAUGUCAGUAUUAUAUAAUAUAAAUUAUGUUAAUUUGGAAUCGAAUCCAUGGAAUUGUGAAUGGUUAUUAAAUGAAUAUAUUCGUGCACCGGCUACAGUAUAUUUUGGUGCUAAUUAUAGUAUUGAUGCUGGUGGUAGUUUAAAAUUAGAUAUGCCUGGUAUUGAAUGCUUUAAUGGAAAAUUAUGGAAAAGUCUUGUUGUUGUUAAUAAAAUACAAAUUAUUGAUAAUUAUCUUGGAUCUAAUAAUAAUGUACCAGUUCAAAGGACAAUUGUUUAUAAAUUUCGUUUAGAUCGUUUCGAUCAAAAAAGUGUUAUAAUAUGGUUAAUAUUAUUUGUUUUUGUUAUAUUUACGGCAAUACGUAUAAUGAGAAAAAUUUUAGAGAAAUCAGAAAGAAAAAAAGCAGCUUUAAAACAAGAAAAAAUGGCAAAAAAAAAUGAUUAUGAAGAAUUACCACAGCAUCCAAAUGUACAACAACAAGAACAAUCACCUCCAGUACAAAAUCAACAAUCAACACAUAAUGGUAAUGUUUGUCAAUCGGAGCCUUGUAUUCCGAAUUGUGCAUAUAAUGCAAAUAAUUCACGAAAAUAAAUUCAAUUUUUAAUAUUAUAAUGAUCUAAUGAUAUUGUUGUGUUAAUUUAUGAUUUUUGUAAUAAAAAAUAAUUUU